CGUAAUCCUUUUCCUUCUGUUUCAUUUUAGGAGGCUUUUAUUGGUUGAAUGCAGUGGGAGGAUCACACCUGGAAGGAGGGACGGAGGUCCUACUCAUGGCAGUACCUGAAGCAGGAAAGCCUGGACAAGAAGAGGAAGGAGUUUGACACCAAUGGCUGGGCCCUGCUGAGCAAGAAGAGCCAGGAGAUCCCCCAGCAGAUGAACGGCAGCGACUGCGGGAUGUUCGCCUGCAAAUACGCCGACUGCAUCACCAAAGACAAACCCAUCAACUUCACCCAGCAACACAUGCCCUACUUCAGGAAGAGGAUGGCCUGGGAGAUCCUGCACAGGAAGCUCUUAUGAUGCCAGUGGAGAAGCGAGGGAUGGGAUCCGAAGUGCCCGGAUUUGCCCUGGAGAAGCAGCUCCAGCCCCUUCCCGGGGGGGCUCCAGGACGACACAGGGGAACCAAACCCCGGCUCCUGUCCCUGCUCCGAGGGCACAGGAGUGUUUGGAAGCACACUUGGGGGUUAUUUUUGGGGGGGUUGUUUAAUUUUUUUCCUUUUUUUUUUUGGGUUUU
Pipra filicauda (Wire-tailed manakin) is the source of this 556-nucleotide messenger RNA. Its product is annotated as sentrin-specific protease 1-like. Gene Ontology annotation, cellular component: nucleus. Gene Ontology annotation, biological process: protein desumoylation. Gene Ontology annotation, molecular function: deSUMOylase activity. The transcript has 4 exons. The record is from RefSeq and is a predicted model, not a curated record. The coding region runs from base 49 to 342 and encodes 97 amino acids. NCBI's taxonomy places the organism in Eukaryota, Metazoa, Chordata, Aves, Passeriformes, Pipridae.